Molecule: messenger RNA, 6327 nt
Organism: Trachemys scripta elegans
Lineage: Eukaryota; Metazoa; Chordata; Testudines; Emydidae
Gene: PWWP2A
Product: PWWP domain containing 2A
Exons: 4
Coding region: 57-1847 (596 amino acids)
Cellular component (GO): nucleus
Molecular function (GO): histone binding; chromatin binding
Source: RefSeq, a predicted model, not a curated record
GGCCGCGGUUAUCGAUCCGGCUGCUGGAGGGAGGCGGCGGCGAAGCAGCAGAGAAAAUGGCGGCCAUGGCUGCGGAGGCGGCGGCGACUGCAGCGGUGCCGGGCGACGGGGGAGCCGGCGAAGCCGAGCCCGAGAUGGAGCCCAUCCCGGGCAGCGAGGCCGGCGCAGAUCCCCUCCCCGCUGUCAGCGAGGCCGUGGAGUCGGCCGUGCCUGAUGGGGACGAGGCCGACGGGGGAAAGCCCGCUCCAGGGGAGGCCGAGGAGCCGCCGCCGCCCGUAGAGCUCGCCCGGAGCCCGGCUAGGACCCAGGAGCCGGAACCUGAGAGGACGGAGCCGGAGGAACCGGAGCUGGGUUUGCCCCAGUCCGAGCCUAGAGAAGCGCCCAGCCCGGAGCCCGAGGACGCGCCGCAGCCCUGCCCGCAGCCUGCUGGGCACCCUGAACUUCCCGAGGAGGAGCCGCAGCCCUGCCCGCCGGCUGCUGGGGGCCCCGUGGAGCCGGAGCCCGGGGAGGAGCCGUGCCGGCCGGAGGAGGAGGAGCCGGAUGCUGCUGAUGCUGCCGCUGUAAAGCCGGAGCCCCCGGCUGCCGGCUCCCCGGUGGCCCCGGCCGGGGGGGAGGCGGAGGCUCCGCUGCUGCCUGGCUCGGAGGUGCGGGUCACCCUGGACCACAUCAUCGAGGACGCGCUGGUGGUGUCGUUUCGGCUGGGGGAGAAGCUCUUCUCCGGGGUCCUCAUGGACCUCUCCAAAAGGUUUGGACCCCAUGGAAUCCCUGUGACCAUAUUUCCUAAAAGGGAAUACAAGGAUAAACCUGAAGCCAUGCAGCUCCAAAGUAAACCAUUCCAAGAUGAGACACAGGUGAAGUGUGAAGCCAGUGGUGCAGUCCCUGAUGACUCUUCUCCCAUUCAGCCAUCAGAACCUAGCCUCGCUAAAAGCCUAUGGACUUCUAAACCACCUCCCCUCUUCCAUGAGGGAGCGCCAUAUCCUCCUCCUUUGUUUAUCAGGGACACGUAUAACCAAUCAAUACCUCAGCCUCCGCCCCGAAAAAUUAAGCGGCCCAAGCGGAAAAUGUACAGGGAGGAACCCACUUCUAUUAUGAAUGCUAUCAAAUUACGACCUAGGCAGGUCUUAUGUGACAAAUGUAAAAACAGUGUUGUUGCGGAAAAAAAAGAAAUUAAAAAAAGUGGCAAUGCAAGUGACUGCUUAAAAUAUGAGGAUCAUAAAAAGCGAAGAAAUGAGAGUGUAACUACUGUGAAUAAAAAAAUUAAAACUGACCAUAAAAUAGAUGGAAAAAGCCAAAAUGAAAGCCAGAAAAGAAAUGCUGUGGUCAAAGUUUCAAAUAUUGCCCACAGCAGAAGCAAAGUAGUUAAAGUUUCUGCUCAAGCAAACACUUCGAAAGCUCAGUUAAAUACUAAAAAAGUUCUCCAGAGCAAAAACAUGGAUCAUGCAAAAGCUCGGGAAGUUUUGAAAAUGGCCAAAGAGAAGGCACAAAAGAAACAGAGUGCAACUUCCACUUCCAAAAAUGCACAUUCAAAGGUCCAUUUUACACGACGUCUUCAGAACACCAGCUCAGGUUCCCUCCCACCCCGAUUGCGUUUAAAACCACAAAGGUACCGGAAUGAAGAAAAUGACUCAUCUCUCAAGACAGGACUUGAGAAAAUACGGAGUGGCAAGAUGGCAACUAAGCCCCAGUCUCGCUGCUCCUCCACCCGCUCAGCAGGUCUCAACAAAUGGCAGCAUAUUACAUCAGACAGUGACGAGUCCUGCUGCUCCCUUACAGUAUCUGACAGACCACUGUGGAUUCAGAUUGGGGGCACUGAAGUUAACAGUGAAUUGGCAGCUCAGAGACACUAGGCACCUGCUGUUUUUAUGGAACCUCACCACACUGCCACGAAGAACACCAGCUCAUCAGGAAUGACAAAAAUUUGAGACUGAAUUGUCAUAUUUUUCCUCUGAAAUCUUAAACAGAGGGAAGAGAGGGCAGGGUGAAUGUGUUAAACAGACAAAACCACCCCCACUAAUCCUACUGGGGCACCUGUGUCUAUUGUACAUUUUCUUUUAAAUUCAAAAAGAUGUUAGGAAAUAUUUUAUAAAACUUUUUUGCAAUAAAUGACACAUGAGAUGGGGAGAGAUUAUACAAAGUGUUCAUGGAAGGAACCACUUGAAUUAUUAGUAUGAAGAAUCACUGCGAAUAUAUUUUUUUUUAAUGUGACAGUCUAAUCAAUAUGUUUGACAGGCCCCAAUGAUGGAGCCAAUUGCCUGGAAAGAUGACUGUUUUGAUUCUUAACUUUAGCACUGCAUUUUCCAUUCUCCAAGGCUUAGUUAGUAUUUAGUAUGGGUGUUAGCAGAGCUAUAACCUGUGAUCUAAAGCAUGUCCGAAAGCAGCUGUAUUGUAAAAUAUGAACAGUCUUGUUAAAUGAGACCAAUGUUUCCCAGAGAGGUGAUGGGCAGGAUAUCAACAGUAACUCCAUGUAUCUCUAAUUUCUGGGAAAAAUCUUCCCCUGUGAAAAUGGUUGUUCUAUUCUUAUGCUGAUGUAACACUUUGGGAAUUGAGGAUUGUUGGAAACGUAUCAAGAAGGGCUACAUCUCUGACAGCAUAGUCAUUUCGAUUUGCUUGUAAUGCUAUCGUAGUAUGGGAUUCAAGAAUGGCUACUGCUAAGAUAGGAUAGCAGUUGUUUGCCAGGUCAUUGUUCUUCCCCCCUCCCCUCCCUUCCAGCCCAGAAUAGAGCUCGUGCAGGCAGCUAGUACAGCAAGAGUUUCCAUUAGUGGUUCUAAUGGUGGUUGAUUUAAUAGAAUCAUAGAAAUGUCGGGCUGGAGGGGACCUCAAGAGUCCAGCCCCCUGCUCAAUUCGCAUUGCCUCAACUUCUUUGGAUACCAUUAAAUCAAAAUCAGAAGGUCAAAUCUUUUAUCCUCUUUCUUCCUUUCUCCAAAAGAUGUUUAGUAAUAGUUAUUUCAGCUGAAGCUAGUGAAUGUUGACCAUACUGCUAGAAUAUUGGCUUGUUAAUUUAUUUGCCACUGAUUGUUUUAAUAUUGUGUGCACAUUUUCUUGACAAUAUGGUUUCCUGUGCUAUUCUUGAUGAUAGAAGCGAAUUCACUGGAUGCCUGACUUGGGAGAGUAAAUAUUUAUUUUGGAGAAAUGAAAAUGUGCACAUAAUCUAAAGUUCUAAUAAAGUACAAGUUCCUCUUUCGAUGGAAAUGCAAAGGCUUGUACUAAGCUCUUUUCCUAUUUACAAAUAUUCUGAUCUCAUCAGGGAAUGUAAAAUAUCUUUCUACAGGUUAUCUGCAAAGAGAGCACUUUUCCCAAAAGUCUCUGGUUUCCAAAGGCACAAAUAUUGUUUUAUAACCUGUGUGCAUGGAUCAUGAAUUAAGUAACCUUUGAUUUCAAAUCAUGGUGACCAUAGAUGUAUAUUUUUUUCCCGGUUGCUUUGGUAUUUGGUAACAAAUCCAUAUUUUUAGCAGAGCAGGGGAAACAAUAAUCCAUACCCAGGAAAGAUAUAUUGGUGGUACAUAUAGUCAAAGGCAGUUCUAUAUUAGAGAUUUAGUAGUUACUUUAGUUUGAUUAGUGGUAACUUCAUAAUUUAUUUAUAAAACCAGAAACCGAAACCAUAGCACCUGUUUCUUUCAAAAACUAUUUUAGCUGCACAUUGCUGUUGUACAGUAGAUUCAAAUUGUGCUACUUUUCAUAAUAAACUGCAGAUUUUUUUUUUUUUAAAUAGAGAAUAGUAAUUAUUGUUCUGCAGUACUCUUCCUUUCUAAUGUAGUCAAAGCAGAGGGUCAGCAGUCUGGUCCUGCUCCACUGCCCGAAAUGUGACCAAGAUUUAUUAUAAAUUAAAGCAUCUCACUCUUAGGUUACAUCUGCACUAUGAGCUAGGUGUGUGAUGUACACAUCCAUAUGCUAAUUCUCAUGGAGCUAGCGUGAGUAUAAAUAGCAGUGUAGCCGCAGUAGCAUGGGUACCGGCAGCAGAGCCAUAGCUUAGUGGGGCCUAGACUGUACCCACCAGUCUCAAGCAGGUUUGUAUUCAGCAUAGCUAAGCCAUGCUGCCACUGCAGCUACACAUGCUACCGCAGCUACACUGCUAAGUAUACUCACGCUAGCGUAGUGACACCUCAUGCAAGAAUGUGUAGGCAAGUUGGGAUCAGACCCCUAGGUCGUAGUGUAGACGUAGCCUUAGAGAGAGAGAGGGGGACAGGGUGCAGCGAAUUAAUGUGCUAGCCUUUUACCUCUGGAGACCAAACCCUGAUUGUAUUACAAGUAGAUGGGGGUCUCAUCCCCACUGGGGGAGUCACUUUUAUCCACGUGAAAACAAAAAACAAAACCACACCAGACAACAUGGCACAAAACAGUUUCUGCUUAGGAAAAAGGCCCAGGACUGUAAUAGCAGGGUUAUUCCAUGCUGGGAUUGAAAUGAUUGACGUUGUGUGUGGAAGCCAGUAGUGCCUGCCUAUAUGACAUCUGACUCUUAACCAGUGCUCUUAUUGCCUCUCCUGCCAGAGCACUAGCACACAUCAGUUGGAGUAUACAGAACAUUAUAGUUUGAGAGAAAUGCAGAUCUCUGCAUUGGAGUAUAUGGGUAAAUUAAGCAAAUAGAAAGCUUAAAAAAUAGACAAGGUAGCAAACUGUAUUUGCUCAUAAAAAUGAGUUUAUUUUCAUGGGAAGUAGUGCAGCCAUUUUGUUUGAAACCAGAUUUUCAUUUUGAAGUGAAACUGUCAGGGAUAUUUUAAUGACUGAGAAGUACAGUAAUGUAUUGCUUUUCACUUUUUGGCUUUAGUUGCUUAAUAUUUAAGCUUUGCUCCAUGCUACCUUUUUGUCUGUAUAUUGAAUGGUCACUAUGCCUCCUUCAUUUUGUAGACUUGAAUGAGGGGGAAAAAAAUGAUUCACUUUUAAGGUUUGCUCAGAGGUAAAUGUUAAAGAAUGUUGUGUAACAUUUAUUCAAAUAAAGCCUUGAUUUUUUUUUUUCAGCACUUGUUGAAGGGAAAUAAUGUGGAACAUUUCUAUGCUAUAAUUUUCCUUUAUAUUUCCUUUUCCUUUCCGAAACCAGCAAGUUUUGAUUACAUCUUAUGUCUGUUACAUUUUCUGAAUUAAAGUGAGGAUGCUGAUCUGCUCUUGAGAGUGCGUCCUCCAGACUAAAUUCCUACUUGACUAACGCUGUUCAACCUUGAGUUUGGCCCAUGGUGGCUGGUUCAUGUUAAAUCUUCCUUGACCAGCUGGAUGCUUUCCACAAGAAAUAGUAAAAGCCCCCACAUAGACAAUGAGAAAAGAUACUGUGCACCAUGAAGAGGCAGAGACAAAGAAAACAUGACUGUAAUCCAUGGCUGCAGUCAAGGAGCACUGGAUACAGCUCACGACGGAGGCACACCAUGGCACAUGGGGAUUGCUGUAGCUGAAGGACACAGUGGCUAUACCCCCUGCAUUGCCCAUAGCAAUAGGGAGUGGCAUAAGAGCUCUGUGCCACCCAGGAAUCCCCCUAUGGAGUGGGGAAUCGUCUGGUGACCAGCUAAUGCUGUCUUUGGUACCACUUUGUUCUGAUGGCAUUGUACAAAGCAGCUGGAACGCAGGAAAGAGCUGAGGCCUUUGAAGAACAAGAUCUGCGUGCUAUUCAAUCACUGGUUCCUUGUGAUAUUAACAGCUUCAGACAAAUCCAUCUGUUGCAGGUAAGGGUAAUGGAAUCUUUCUCCAUUUAGGGAGGAAACUCCCCACAUUGAGUUGCAUAAUCUCAUAAUUUUCCCUGAAGGAGGUAAACUGGUUAUGCCAUAAUGGGUAAUUCACUUUAAAAAAAGCACAACAUUUGUAGCAUUGGGUUAAAGCAGGGUCAAGUUGUUGCGUAUCUCCUCAAAUUCCAGAAUCUAUAGGAGCUGCACUGUCUGGUAAAAGAAAAAAAUGCUCUCAGUUCCUGCAAAUUAAUUCUUCCAUACUUAGGAAAAACUAGCACAUCUUUUAUUUGUGUCUAGGUUAAUCAAAUAUAAAGUAGUUAAGAAAUCUAGUUGGAAAUGUUUAUUAAGCAUGUUACUGACUAAGCAUUUUCCUCUUUCAAUGGUGUACAAUUUGUCUGAAGGGACAGAUCAACUGUGCAAUACAGUUGGUAAUAGUCUCAGCCAAAUACCUUUCCAAAGUAUUAAAACUAAUUUGUUGGAAUUAAAUGAUUGUGCAGAUGCACUGAGUCUGUUGUGGCAGCUACCUUGGAUCUAUCCUCCAUGCUAUUCAGACAUUUUUGGUCCAGUAUAACUGCAUCAUAUCUUCUCUCCUCGAGUCUCUUGUGUGGAGUAGAAAUAGGGCAUGUGCUUUUUCUGUUCGUUUUAUAAAUGUUCCAUUUUCUACUCCUGUUUUGAUUACACU